AUGAAUUCCGAAGACGAAGAUUUUAAUGAUAUUUACGGUAAUAAUAAUGUUGGGGAAGAAGGAAGUAGUAAACCAAAUGUAAGUAAUGAGAAUAAUGGAACCAAUAAUGGUGUUAAAGUUGAUAGAGAAACUAAUGCUACUAGCAAUCUUGAUCAAUUAGCAGCUUUACAAGCGCUUUCUUCUAAUAUCAGCCAAAUAAAAGAUGUAGGAAGUAAUGUUAAUGUUAAUACAAAUGCAGAUGCUAAUGCCACAGUUAAUGGUGAUGGUAAUAAUAAUCCAAAUAAUAAUAGUGGUGGAGCUACUAAUGCAAAUAUAUCAAAUUUGCCAUGGGAACAAUUACAACAAACGAUGUCACAAUUUCAAAAUGGGAAUGCAAACAAUGAUAAUGAUAAUAGUAGCAAUAGCAAUAAUAAUGAAAGUGCAAAUACAAAUGCAAAUGCUAGUGCAAACACAAACACAACCCCAGCCAGUACCGAACAUGUUAGAGCUGAUUUAUCCAAAGAUAGUUGUAAGAUGUUUAUUGGGGGGUUGAAUUGGGAAACUACCGAAGAUGGGUUACGUGAUUAUUUUAACAAGUAUGGUAAUGUUGUUGAUUUAAAGAUUAUGAAAGAUAACAACACGGGGAAAUCUAGAGGGUUUGGGUUUUUAACGUUUGAAAAAUCUAGCAGUGUUGAUGAAGUUGUUAAGACUCAACAUAUACUUGAUGGUAAAGUUAUUGACCCAAAGAGAGCCAUCCCCAGAGAAGAACAAGACAAGACAGGUAAGAUUUUCAUUGGAGGUAUUGGUGCAGAUGUUCGGCCAAAAGAAUUUGAAGAAUUUUUCGCUAAAUAUGGGAAUAUUAUUGAUGCUCAAUUGAUGUUGGAUAAAGAUACUGGUCGUUCUAGAGGGUUUGGGUUUGUUACAUAUGAUUCACCAGAUGCAGUAGAUAGAGUAUGUCAACAUAAAUUUAUAGAAUUUAAAGGUAAGCAAAUUGAAAUUAAGAGAGCUCAACCAAGACAUAACCAACCUAGACAAACACAAGAGUACGAUCAAAAUACAUCAAAUUAUAAUGAUCAAUACGAUAAUGCAAAUAAUAAUGCCUUUAAUACGUUAAAUAAUGCUACUACAAAUAAUAAUAAUGCUAGUCUUACUGCUAGUUUAAAUAAUCCGAUGAUGCAAAUGUAUCAGAACCCAAUGAUGGGUGGAUAUAAUCCAAUGUUUAAUCCUCAAGCUAUGAAUGAAUAUUAUCAAAAGAUGCAAGAAUAUUAUCAACAGAUGCAACAACAAACAGGGAUAGAUUAUUCUCAAAUGUAUCAACAACAAAUGGCUAUGAUGAUGCCUGGGUUUAAUAUGCCCAAUAUGGCUGGUGGAGCUGUUGGAGGUGCAGGUACACUUGGAGCUGGUGCGAUAACUGCAGGUAGUGGAUCUAAUGAUGAAGGUAGUGGCUCUAAUGAUGUACAAACUAUUGGAGGAGAUGGAGAUGGAGAUGCAAUUACGAAAGAAAAUGAAGAUAAAGCUAAUGAUAAGGGAAAUGAAUCAGGGAGUGUCACUGGCAAUGAUAAUGAUAGUGAAGAAGGAAUGCCACAAUUGCCUAAAGGUCCGCGUGGACGAAACGAUGGUGGAAAACGUGACCGCGACAGAGAAAGAGAAAGAGAUAGAGAUCGUGACAGAGACAGAGACAGAGAUAGAAGAUCUGACCGUAGAUCUGACCGUCGGCGGUUCGAUCGUAAUGAACGAGAUUUUGACCGUGAUCGUGAUGGUGAAAGAAGUCGAGACAGAGACCGUGGAUUUAGCCGCCGUCGUAAUGGCGGCAACCGCAAUGGUGGUAACCGCGGACACCGUGGCGGCAAUAACAAUAGGAAACGGAACGGAUACCAUCCAUAUAACCGCUGA
Molecule: messenger RNA, 1872 nt
Organism: Henningerozyma blattae CBS 6284
Lineage: Eukaryota; Fungi; Ascomycota; Saccharomycetes; Saccharomycetales; Saccharomycetaceae
Gene: HRP1
Product: Hrp1p
Exons: 1
Coding region: 1-1872 (623 amino acids)
Molecular function (GO): RNA binding
Source: RefSeq, a predicted model, not a curated record